AUGCACGUCCACUCGAAGAUCGCGGCCGCUUCGGCCCUUAUCGCUGCAGUCCGGGCGCAGCAAGCCUGCUCACUCACGACUGAGACUCACCCGUCGCUCUCGUGGUCGACUUGCGCUUCUGGAGGCACUUGCACAACCAAGGCCGGAUCCGUCACUGUCGAUGCCAACUGGCGAUGGACACACUCUGUCAGUGGCUCCACCAACUGCUACACUGGCAAUGAGUGGGAUGCGACUCUAUGCCCUGAUGCCGCGACUUGCGCUGCUAACUGUUGCGUGGAUGGUGCUGACUACUCUGCCACUUACGGUGUCACUACCAGCGGUAACGCCAUGACCCUCAAGUUCGUUACUACUGGUGCCUACAGCACCAACAUUGGUAGCCGUCUCUACCUCAUGGCAUCGGACACUCAGUACCAGACCUUUGAGCUUCUUGGAAACGAGUUCACCUUCGAUGUUGAUGUCUCCAAGCUUGGCUGCGGUCUAAACGGAGCUGUCUACUUCGUUUCUAUGGAUGCUGAUGGUGGUUUGAGCGAGUUCUCCACCAACAAGGCUGGUGCCAAGUAUGGCACUGGUUACUGUGACUCUCAAUGCCCUAGCGAUGUCAAGUGGAUCGACGGUCUUGCCAAUUCCGAGGGCUGGGAACCUGCAUCCAACGACAAGAACGCUGGUACUGGUGGCAAGGGUGCCUGCUGCUCCGAGAUGGAUAUCUGGGAAGCCAACAGCAUCUCCACCGCUUACACCCCCCACCCUUGUACGGACACUGGCUACCACUCUUGCGAGGGCGAUGCCUGCGGUGGAACCUACUCUUCUGACCGCUACGCCGGUGACUGUGAUCCUGAUGGCUGUGACUUCAACAGCUACCGCCAGGGCAACAAGACCUUCUACGGACCCGGCUCCAGCUACACUCUCGACACCACCCAGAAGCUUAGCAUUGUCACUCAGUUCCUCACCGACACCGCUGGUGAGCUUAGCGAGAUCAAGCGCUUCUACGUCCAAAACGGCAAGGUUAUCCCCAACUCCCAGAGCACUAUCGCUGGUGUGACCGGAAAUUCUAUCACUGAGGACUACUGCUCUGCUCAAAAGACUGCCUUCGGUGACACAAAUGUUUUCGACCAGCGUGGCGGUCUCGCUCAGAUGGGCAAGGCCCUCGCUGAGCCCAUGGUCUUGGUUAUGUCUUUGUGGGAUGAUCAUGCUGCCAACAUGCUCUGGCUCGACUCUACCUACCCUGUCGACUCGACGUCCGCCGGUGCCGCCCGUGGCACUUGCGCCACCACUUCCGGUGUCCCCGCUGACGUUGAGGCAAACCAAGGAAGUUCCACCGUUGUCUACUCCAACAUCAAAUUCGGUCCCAUCGGCUCGACUUUCAGCAGGUGA
Molecule: messenger RNA, 1371 nt
Organism: Truncatella angustata
Lineage: Eukaryota; Fungi; Ascomycota; Sordariomycetes; Amphisphaeriales; Sporocadaceae
Product: beta-cellobiosidase
Exons: 3
Coding region: 1-1371 (456 amino acids)
Biological process (GO): carbohydrate metabolic process
Molecular function (GO): hydrolase activity, hydrolyzing O-glycosyl compounds
Source: RefSeq, a predicted model, not a curated record